UUUUUUUUUUUCUUUCUCUUUUUUUUUUCUUUUCAACUAUAAAAAAUCCAGUGCGGAUUUUUUUUUUUUUUUUUUUUAUUAUUAUACAGAAAAAUGGAGGAACACAAAGAUAUAAACAAGGUCGAUCACUCUACCAAAAUAACAACGCAAGAAGAAAUGGAAACGCCCCAACCCACCCGGCGACCAUUGAAUAAUCGAACCUUAUCUGGAUUUAGCACAGACGAAGAAUUCCAUGAUGAUAAGUUCUUGAUUGACGAUGGCAUACCCUCUCAGGUACCCUUGGAAGCAUUAGCAGGUCCUGCCCUUAUUUUGCCUUCCAAUGAUAUCGAUGGCCGUACCUUAAACGACGAAUUUGAUUGGGCUGGUCGUGAAGACGAUGACGAUGAAAUGGAUAAAAAAGAUGAAGCUGACAAGAAAAAGGGCGGCGCUCUCUCUCGUAGUGGGGUCAUCAUUUGCUUAUCAGAGAACUCGUCUCACAUCGCUUGGUUCUGUAUCGUCCUGUUUGCAUUGAUCUUUAUCUCCAUUGAUGUCGCGGUCUUUGUCGUUUACCGCAAAAGAGAGGAUACCAGCUUAACUUCAUACAGUCUUCAGUUAUGGUUUACCUGGAUUGCCUUUAUGUGGUGUAUUGGUUUCAUGUCUCAAUUAUUCGUCGAAUUCGUCCCAUGGGCCAUCAAAAAGAGUGUUAGCUAUAUUAGACCACAAUCGAUUGAAGUCCUCCGCAUGAGAUUAUCAUACUACAUGGCUUUGCGUGUAUACAUUAAACUGUUCAUUAUUUCAGCAUGGGCAUGGGGUUCAUGGGCCUUUAUUCGAGGUCAGUGCCCAUUACCCAUAAUCAAUUCCACCGAAAACGGAGAUGAAUAUGCUUCGGAACCGGGUUUUGUCAAAAUCUUUUUCAGUGUCUGGGAAUCCAUUUUCUUUGCAACCUUAUUUUUAUUUAUUGAAAAGUUUAUUUUGCAACUCAUCGUUACAUCUUUCCACAAGAAAGCGUAUGGUGAUCGAAUCAAGGUCAAUGACAAGGCACUUCGUAUCUUGGAUCGCUUAAGAAAGAUGAAAAAGAAGAACCCUCAAGAGUUCUUAUUGAAACGUAUCCGUAAGAAGCCCAAGGCCACUGCCACGGGUGGUAAUACGCCCAGUGGUACAACAACAAACACACCCAGUCGAUCCCAUUCAAUGGAUGAGGGCCAAUAUUUCCAUGGCAAUCAUCAUGGUAACACCAAUGUCGUCAAUAAAUCCAUCAUGUCCAAUGGUGGUGCCAAUGGUUAUGAAUCCAAAUCCAAUGUCAAAUUUCCACCCAGCCAAAAUAUGGAUACCUUAAUUGCGAUUCCUCCCUUGGAAGAUCGCCAGAACCGCUCGGACGAUGAAAAACAUGACUUUCAUGAGAUGACUCGCAGUCGUGAAAAUAGUGCGGAAGAUGUCAUGAACAAGUUGCCUGCUGAAAGUCAAGACGAAGGUAUCAAGAAGAAGGGUAUCAUGACCAAGUUUGCACACAAGAUGAAGCGUCACGGUGGACAUCCAUCUAGCCAAGAAGAAGAUGACAGCAAAUCAAGAUCCAUGUCCCCUCCCUCCUUGAACAGAGAAAACACAUGGUUUUCUCGAAAUAGCCAAGACGAAAAGGGGUUCCUUGGUGCAACCCGUGAUUUUGGACUCAGUACAACGGCUAUUCCUAGAAAGUUGAUUAAGGGUGGUUAUAAUAAAUUUGUAUCACAAGGUGGGAUUAAGAAUCACCCGAAUAACCUGCAAGGACAAAACUCGACACAACAAGCCAAGAAUCUGGCCAAAAAGAUCUACCAUAAUUUAUUGGGACCUGAUAGUAAUCGGGAUUACAUUGUGGAAGCUGAUCUGUACCCAUUUUUCAACACGACGUUGGAAGCCAAGAAUGCGUUUGAGCUGUUUGAUACGGAUGGUAAUGGUGACAUUAGUAGAAGAGAAUUAAGGUCUGGCUGUAUUCGAAUUUACCGUGAACGUAAGAAUCUGACACGAUCUAUGCGAGAUCUAUCGCAAGCCACGGGUAAAUUGGAUGUCAUUGGCAUGAUUGUCUUUAUCAUUAUCUGGGUCGUCAUUGUCUGUGCUGCAUUUGGUGUCAAUGUCGGUACGGAUCUGAUGCCUCUCUGGAGUGGUUUUAUUGCCGCUAGUUUUGUAUUUGGUACCUCUGCCAAGGAUGCCUUUGAGGCUAUUAUCUUUGUAUUUGUUACACAUCCUUUCGAUUCUGGAGAUCGUGUGUUUAUACAAGGUGAAAAUUGGGUUGUACACAACGUCGGACUCUUGGUUACCACCUUCCUUAAAUGGGAUGGAUCGAUCGUCUACGCAAAGAAUUCGGUACUCACCACACAAUACAUCAUCAACGUCAGAAGAUCCGGCAGAACAAGCGAGGGAGUUGAUCUCCAAAUCGCCUUCACCACUCCCGCUUGGAAGAUCAGAAAACUCACCGAACAUAUGGUCCAAUGGUGCAAUCAAUACCCCAAACUGUAUACCACGAAUGCGACUUCAGCCAAUGUGAUUAGUUUCCAAAACCAAAAUGCCAUUAAUAUUUCGUUUUACUUUGAACAUACCCAAAAUUGGCAAGAUGCCGGUGGUCGCUGGCUUCGACACAAUAAUUUUAUGAUGGAGAUCAAGGAUGAAACCGAACGACUUGAGAUCUCUUACACUUUACCCUCUCAACCUUAUACCGGUGGACCUUCUCCACCCAAUGAUGCCCCCGCCGAAAGCUAUAAUCAGGGCGACAAGGCCGCUUAUGGACUGGAAGGGAUGAAUAAACGAAGACCGUUUACGGCGGAAGAUGAUGACGUUGAUUGCAGAACAUCACCUCAUGGAGCUGAAACAGGUCAUGGUAGUGCUGGAAAUGCUCCCUCGGAUAAUUCAGGGGCUGCCGCAGGGGCCGCCGCCACAAUGAUGUUUGCGGAAUCCGCCAUGUAGAAACUCUCUCUCUCUUCACACGGACUCACACUCGAUGUGUUUCGAGCCUGUGAUAAAAUAAUAUUUAUGAUAUCUAGACCGUCUUUCUUAUAAUAAAAAAUCUACCUUCUUUUUUGCUUAUAAUUA
Mucor mucedo is the source of this 3039-nucleotide messenger RNA. RefSeq names its product Mechanosensitive ion channel-domain-containing protein. Gene Ontology annotation, molecular function: mechanosensitive monoatomic ion channel activity; calcium ion binding. Gene Ontology annotation, cellular component: plasma membrane. Bases 94 to 2913 code for a protein of 939 amino acids. Gene Ontology annotation, biological process: transmembrane transport; monoatomic anion transport. The record is from RefSeq and is a predicted model, not a curated record. NCBI's taxonomy places the organism in Eukaryota, Fungi, Mucoromycota, Mucoromycetes, Mucorales, Mucoraceae. The transcript is spliced from 7 exons.